UGACUACUAUCUCUCUUUGCAGAAAUAUAGAAAAAAAAAAAAAAAAAAAAAAACUGUCUCCAUUUUUCUCUCUCUCUUUUACUUUCCCUGCCAACGACAACGACGAUCCUGGCGGGAACCAGAUUACCAGAUCCCGAUACCUACAAUUUACGAAUCUACCGCCUUCUUCUUCCGCCUCCUCGACUCAACCGGCUAUGCUAGCUUUACAAUUAAUUCUUCAAUGACGUCUCCUGUCAAGUCUCAUACGUCUCCUUGACGCCUGGAAUCUUCUCUCUGCACGCCUUUCAAGCCAAGCAAUGCUUCCAACAUCCAUUUCUUUUGAAUUUUAAGAUGCCACAAAAAUAUAUGUAUUUUUUGAUAUAUAAUAUAUGUGUAUAAUGGAAAAAGAGAGAGAAGAGAAGAGUGAAGGCUCCCUGUUUUGCUUUUUCUUUUUAACCUGAUGUUUACUGAAAGUUCGGAGCGUACGUAUUUGUAAUUUGCUCUACAUGUGUAAAAUUUUCUGGAGUCUGGACUUCUGGAGUUGAGGCUUCUUUGAGCUUUGGCUUUUUGUUUCUAUGUACGUUGUCGGUUCUCGUUGUCCGAUUGAUCUACCUGCCGUUGUCCAUUCUCCGCCAUUGAUUUGACCAUCGGGGAUUCUCGUUUUUCUCACACACUGCGCGUUUUCUCCCUCCUGUUAUGAAGUUCCACGAUACUUGUCCAUAUUUCGUUGCUAAUUUGAGGCUAAACUGGCAAUUAGAGCACGAGGCCGAUGAGGAAAGUCGACGAUAGCAGAUGCUUAUUCCCUUUAACGAGUCUCCAAAUCGGAGACCUGCAGUCUUACCUUUCUGAUCUCAGUAUUUUCCUUGCACUUGAAAGUAACAAAUUUUAUGUGUUGGUGGACAACCGGCCAUGGCUGAGGGGCCUAGGUUCACAGCCUGCUCACCUCUGGCAAUUGAUGGUUACUAAGUCCAGGUUAUCUCCUUUUGCAAAUACGAAAGGACAGAGAGAAAAAAAGAGAGAAAAAGAAGCUUCUUCUAAAUCUAAUCAUAUUAAAGAAAAGAAGUUUUCUAGAUGGUUCUCACUGAUUAGUUCUGCAACUUUGUCUCAAAAGAGAGUGCCAGUAAAGAAGCUGCCAAGCUCUUUGUUUUUGAGAGAUGAGCUGCAUAGGACCCUGUAUGGUUUCAUUGUAUUUGAAGUUGCAUGGGCCGAUGUUAGGGGUAUUAAUUACUUGAAUGAGCUUCAGACUGAUACAUCAUUGGCAGUAGAGGCUAAAUUCAUGCAAAGAUGGGAAUUUGAUAGCAUAAAUCAAGCUGCAAACUGCAUGUUCUCAUGGUUCUCAGGAACACCAUAUGAAACGUCCUCCUUGAAAGGGUAUCUGGAUUCUGCCAUAGGAGAGGUCUUUUAUGAUGCUGAAAAGGAUUUCCCAGGGACUUCUUUUUUUGAUGAUGAUCAAAUUAUUGCCAAUGAUGUUGAAGAUGAUUCUCCACAUACAUUUAAAAGUGGUUUUAGGGUUUAUCCUGCAAUCACUGAAUACCAGACAAGUGAGCCUUACCCUCCUCCUACUGGAUCUUAUAAGAGAAGAAAAGUACCCAAGUCUGUUAACAACGGAAUUGAAGUUGAUGGUUAUUUGGAAGAAACACAAGAAAGAGUUGGAAGUUCAACAGACAAUUGUGAGAUCCAUUCGAGU
Molecule: messenger RNA, 1666 nt
Organism: Carica papaya (papaya)
Lineage: Eukaryota; Viridiplantae; Streptophyta; Magnoliopsida; Brassicales; Caricaceae
Source: RefSeq, a predicted model, not a curated record